AUGCGCUCUUCGUUCCUCGAUUCAAAAUAUUCAGUUUCCUGCUUUACGUUAUGUAGCUAGGCACGUCAACGUUUGCGGGCGUCUGUCUGUUAGUCUGUCUCGUUGCAUUUUCGCACUUGCCCCCAAAUUCUGCCUUGCAAUGGAAGAAGACGCUUUUCAAGAAUCGGAAGUCGAAAUUUUCUGUGUCCCCGUCAAGCGCGAUCGUUUCUGGCGCACGAUGGAGUUCGAAACGAGGCAGCAAGAUCCGAGUGUAACAGGAUUACUGUGCCGAGCAGUGCAACCUUCCCGAGGAGCGCUGGAAUCUUACAGUUCUGGCAAAUAUUUACUCGAAUGGCAGGAGAUCCACUGUGGUCUCGAUUGUUGGUCAUGAAAUUCUUUCAAGCGAAUUACUCUUCUACGAGUCCCCAGGUGAGAAAGAACGCCGAGAACAACUUUAUGAAGAGAGCUUUUCGAGAAGUUCUGUGCAGGCCGUGAUCACGGUGCAAGAGUCCCACCGCCUCUUAUUUUGGUAACUGCGUGCUACUUAUUCCUCUUGUUCCGCUUCGUGUUCCACACACCACGCUGAUCAGGAAAAACAUAUGAACAAAAUGAUUUCGUCAAGUACGGUGACAAAAAGGGAAAAUUGCAAAUUUGGCGCUUCUCACCGAGUCAAAUCUUAGAAUGAUGUGCAAGAUUUGCUGCAGGACGUCUCAAAACUGACUUUUCUAGUAAAGUCGAGGGAACAAAACUUCACGCUGUAGAUACAUAGCAUCUGACUUCUCAAUUGUAACCAUUUCUUUAGCUCCAUGUAUGAAUCGAAAAAGUCGACGCAUUAAAUGAAAAAACCAAUGGCAGAAACUCCCCAGAGAAAACAAUGUUGAGGCCAAAAGCGAAAAGCGAAGGAACAGUGAAAUACGAGGGAACUGAUCACUCUCACGGAACAUUUGUAUUCUUUCCAAAUCAUGCAUUUGUGACAUCUCGUGCAAGUAAAAGAUCUACUUGGGAGUAUUGAGCGUACAAAUACAUCUAUGAUUGUACUAAAAUACAUGUUUGAAUGUAAUUAGG
Molecule: messenger RNA, 1044 nt
Organism: Marchantia polymorpha subsp. ruderalis
Lineage: Eukaryota; Viridiplantae; Streptophyta; Marchantiopsida; Marchantiales; Marchantiaceae
Source: the annotation of a GenBank genome assembly